Messenger RNA from Pestalotiopsis fici W106-1, 1725 nucleotides. RefSeq lists its product as uncharacterized. NCBI's taxonomy places the organism in Eukaryota, Fungi, Ascomycota, Sordariomycetes, Amphisphaeriales, Sporocadaceae. Gene Ontology annotation, cellular component: aminoacyl-tRNA synthetase multienzyme complex; cytosol; cytoplasm. Gene Ontology annotation, molecular function: ATP binding; RNA binding; aspartate-tRNA ligase activity. The transcript is spliced from 2 exons. The record is from RefSeq and is a predicted model, not a curated record. Gene Ontology annotation, biological process: aspartyl-tRNA aminoacylation. The coding region runs from base 1 to 1725 and encodes 574 amino acids.
AUGUCCGAGAAACCCACCGAAGACCCUACCCAAGCUUCGGGCGACGCCCCGGCCGCUGAGGGAGACGACGCCGGCCCCUCCAAGAAGGCCUUGAAGAAGGCCGAGGCCAAGGCAAAGAAGGAGGCCGAAAAGGCCAAGCGUGCUGCUGAGGUCAAGGCCAGAGAAGCUGCCGCCAAGGCUGCCGCUGGCGGUGGCGAGGAUCUCGCAAAGGACAACUACGGCGACAUCCACCACACGACCAAGGUCGAUGCCGAGAAGGUCAAGCUCAAGGACUUGGGCGAGCAGCACCUGGACAAGACUGUCAAGCUGCGAGGAUGGAUCCAGAACUCCCGUAUGCAAGGCGCCAAGAUGGCCUUUGUUGAAAUCAGGGAGGAGCGCAAUUGGUCGAUACAGGGUGUCAUGGCCGUCAGCCCCGAGGGCACGCCCGUGAGCAAGCAAAUGGUCAAGUGGACUGGUGGUAUCAGACUCGAGAGUUUCGUGCUCGUCGAGGCUCUUGUCAAGAAGCCACUCGAGCCCGUCAAGAGCUGCCGCGUCAGCGACUAUGAACUUCACAUCACCAAGUGCUACCUCAUCGCCUCGGGCCCCGAGGUUCUAGGUAUGACCCUGGGAGCCGCCAACAAGGCUGUGGCUAGCUUUGAGGACGAGGACGAGACAGCCCCGACCGAGGCUGUCAAGGAGCUUUCCAUCACCGACCCGGCCGGUGCUCCUGCAGCCAGCUUGACCACCCAUCUGAACAACCCUGUCAUGCACAAGAGAGCGCCUGUCCAACAGGCUAUCGCGGAUAUCCGUAUGACCGUCAGAAAGCUCUUUGCCGAGUUCCUGGAGUCUAGAGACUUUGUUCAGUUUGAACCCCCGUGCCUGAUUGGAGCGGCCUCUGAAGGUGGUGCAAAUGUGUUUGGAAUGAAGUACUUUGAUAAGCACGCCUACCUUGCUCAAUCCCCUCAAUUCUACAAGCAAUUUGAGAUUGCUGGCGGUCGCAAGCGUGUAUUCUGCAUUGGUCCCGUUUUCAGAGCUGAGAACUCGAACACCCCGAGACACAUGACCGAGUUCACUGGUCUCGAUAUGGAGAUGGAGAUUGAGGAGUCCUACGUCGAGGUUCUGGAGACUAUCGAGAGUCUCAUGUUGUACAUUUUCAGAGGUCUCGAGGAGAAGAGAUCGGAAGAGAUUGAACUCGUCCGCUCUGUCUAUCCGUCUGAAAAGUUCCUCCUUCCAGAGCCUGGAAAGGAGGUGCGCCUCACUUUCGCCGAGGGUCAGAAGCUUCUCCGUGAGGAGGGUCCCGAGGAAUACCGCAACGUCAAGGACGACGAGGAUAUGAGUACGCCUCAGGAGAAGGCUCUUGGUGCCUUGAUCCGUGAGAAGUACAAGACCGACUUUUACGUUCUUGACAAGUUCCCUGAGGAGGCUCGUCCAUUCUAUGCUAUGGAAGACCCUGCCAACCCCAAGGUGACAAACGCGUACGACUUCUUCAUGCGUGGCCAAGAAAUCCUCUCUGGUGGCCAGCGUAUCCACACUCCAGAGGCUUUGGAGGCCAGAAUCCGCAAGAAGGGUGUCGACCCCAACAGCACUGGAAUCAAGGAGUACGUCGAUGUGUUCAGAUCCGCUGGUGUGCCACCCCACGGUGGUGGUGGUAUUGGUCUGGACCGUGUCGUUUCGUGGUAUCUUAACCUGCCCAGUGUUCACCUGUCGAGUUACUACCCCAGAACUCCCAAGCGUCUCCUCCCAUAA